GUUUUUACAGACUGACUUCAGGAACCACUGCCCAGGCACAAAAGCAGGAACCUGGUCCACCAGGCUCCUCCCUCUUACAUCAGCAGCCUUAUUUCGCUGUGUUUAAAACACUUCCCCAAGUAGCCUUCACCAUGAGAAGCAGACACAGCCUUGCCUACAGCCCCACUUCAGACUCCAACACGCAUCUGAGAGCAAAGACACGGACGGUCUCAGGGACUACAAGAGGCACCGCGUGCCCUCGUCAUGCACAGCCCUCCCCACUUGGCCCACUCACCUCCCUCCAGGCUACUGGUGCUGCUCCUUGUCCUCUCAGGAGUCUCUGAGCGGAGCAAAGGGAAUGAGUGGCAGGUGCUGCAACCUGAGGGUCCCAUGCUGGUGGCAGAAGGUGAGACACUCCUACUGAGAUGUACAACGAUCGGCUCCUGCCUUGAUGCCAUGAUAAAAUGGGUCAAGGUGAGCAGUCAGGACCAGCAAGAAAUUUAUAAUUUCAAACAUGGCUCUUUCCCUGGGAUGACACCCAUGAUCCAGCAGACGUUAGAGCCACUUAGUUGCGACUAUUCCAUCUAUAUUUAUAAUGUCACCAAGGACCAGGAAGGAACCUACCACUGUGUGAGGUCUGAUGGCUUGAGUGAGCACUCAGAAAUGCAGCUGGAUGAAGGCACCUCAGUGCUUGUGAAGGGAGCUGGGGACCUGGAGCCAAACCUCUGGAUCAUCCAGCCCCAGGAGCUGGUGUGGGCAGCUCCCGGAGACACUGUCCUCCUGAACUGCACCGUGCAUGGAGAGGGUCCUCCCGGGCCCAUCCGGUGGUUCCGGGGCACUGGUCUGAGCCGUGAAGCCAUUUACAACUUCGGAGGCCUCUCCCAGCCCAAUGUGACUGCGGUCCAGGCCUCCAGCAGCGAUUUCAGCAUUCUUCUGCAAGGUGUCUCUCCUGAGUAUGCGGGCACCUACUACUGUGUAAAGUUCCAGAGGAAGCUUAACCGGCAAUACCUAUCUGGACAGGGCACCAGGCUGCAGGUGAAAGCAGAGCCCACUUCUUCCCAAGAGGCAGAAGUCACCAAUCACCAUGUGGCCAGGAGAUCUCUGUCAGGCCUCCUGUUGGUGCUCACAGCUGUGGUCCUGGGACUGAAGGCAGUGACCCUGACUGCACUCCUGCUGGCCCUGGCUGGCCCUGGACAAAAAAAGCUAUGCUCAUCUUAGCCUGGGGCAUGGGGCAUGGGGCAUGGAUGAGGGGUUAGCUCCAGAUGGUGCUCUGAGUCGGAGAGGGGCCAGGACUCCCUAACCAUUUCUUUGCCUCCAAUCCCAGCCUCCAGAUGUCCCCCAGGACUCGUGAGAAACUCCAGUAUCCGUACACCUGGUUCCAGUUCACCCGGUGAAAUACCCCAUUGGCACUGGGCUCCCCUCGGAUGUGCUUUCCUCUCUCUUCUCAGCCCUUCUCCUAGCAUAAGGCACACCAUCUGGCCCACACCAAUAAGACACAGGUUGUUUAUUACUGGCUAUAUAAGUACUGGACCUUCUUCAGUAGACGUCUCCUGCCUCAUAAGGCAAGGACUCCACUUCGCUCCAUAAGAUGAGCCCCUGACUGAUGCUCUGCUGUGUGAGCCUGAACCAACUGCAGCCGCCUGUCUGACUCUGUCUUUAUAGUCCAUCUUUCGGUGUGCAUCACCAGGUGGCCUUUGCCAGAGCCUAGGACCCCCUAGGAAUAGGUAAAUAAACCUUGCGUGAUUGCAUACUAA
Molecule: messenger RNA, 1733 nt
Organism: Pipistrellus kuhlii (Kuhl's pipistrelle)
Lineage: Eukaryota; Metazoa; Chordata; Mammalia; Chiroptera; Vespertilionidae
Gene: SIRPB2
Product: signal regulatory protein beta 2
Exons: 5
Coding region: 244-1197 (317 amino acids)
Cellular component (GO): plasma membrane
Source: RefSeq, a predicted model, not a curated record